AUGCUUUCGUCAACAAACUCUCAACAAUCAAUUGUAUCAUACUCUGCAUUGAAAAAGCCAACAAUGAAUUCAAAUAGUAAUAAUAAUAAUAAUAAUAGCAAUAGUAAACCAAAAUCAAUUAUACCACAAACUUUAAAAGCUCCUCAGCAUGUGAAUAAUAAUAGUAGUAAUAAUAAUAAUAAUAAUAAUAUUAAUAGACCAAGUCACCAGUUAAAACCAUCUCUUCCAUCUUUAUCGAAGCCUCAACAGCCAAUACAGCAAACACAACAACAAAUAUCACCACCUCAAUCAAUUCAACAGCCAAUUCAACAACAACAACAACAACAACAAAUAUCACCACCACAACAACAAUUACAACAACAACAACAACAACAACAACAACAACAACAACAACAACAACAACAACAACAACAACAACAACAACAACAACCAUCACAACAACAACCACAACCACCUCAGCCAAUACAACCUCAACAAGCAAAUCAAAAUAUUGAGAAUGAAAUUAAUAAUAAUAAAGUUGUAGAGCCAACAGAAGAUUCAAAUACUUCACCUUCCUUAAAAACAGUUAAAAAGAUAAUCAUCAGCGAUGAUUCUAUGGAUGUCAUAAUUCCAGAUUCACCAAAAUCAUUAAGUUUAAAUUUAGAUGAAUAUGAAGAACAAGCAAAACCAAACUUUGGCUACUUGAACCAAUCUAAUAUGGAUUAUGAAGUAAUUGUUCACAAUAAACCUUUAAAUGACUCAACUAAUAUUACAAGCACUGACAAUAUAGAAAAUAAAUCUGAAAAUAGUAGCAACAAUUCCAGUAAUAAUAAUAAUAAUAAUAACAAUGACAAUAAUAAUAAUACUGGCAACACUAACUCCAAUAACAACAAUUCCAGUAAUAAUAAUAAUAAUAAUAAUAAUAAUAAUAAUAAUAAUAAUAAUAAUAAUAAUAAUAAUAAUAUUAAUAAUAAUAUUAAUAAUAAUAGUAAUAACAAUAAUAACAAUAAUAUAAAUAAUAAUAAUAGUAAUAAUAACAAUAACAAUAACAACAAUAAUAAUAAUAGUAAUAAUAAUAACAACAGCAACAAUAAUAACAAUGAAGAAAAUUUAUCAAAAGAUAAAAAGAUUGAAGAAUUAACAAAUUUAUUAAUGAAUAGGGAUAAAAUGGUUAGUGAAAUGAGUAAAAAGUUAACAGGUGUGCAACAAGAAUCCCAUGCAGGAUCUGUUCCAACUUCAAAGAUUUCAAACUUAAAAGUUUCAUUUCCAAAUCAACAAAUACAAGGAACAAAACCAAUUGCACACUUUAAGACUACAAUCCCAAUUAAUAAUAAUAAUAACAAUAAUAAUAAUAACAAUAACAACAAUAGUAGUAAUAACAACAAUAAUAGAAAUGUUGGAUCAAAAGAUAAAUCAAGAAAUCAAAAUGGCUCAAACCAACCCUCCUCUUCCAAUAUUUCAAAAAAACAAAAACCAAAUGAAAAUAUUGAUACUUCAAACCUAAAUGGCAAUGCUGUUGAUGAAAUAUUUGAUGGUCUAAAUGACCAAGUUGAAUCUAUUGACUCUUCAGGUGAAUCGAUUUCCUUACUUGAAAAAAUUACUCAUUCAUCAAAGAAUAAUAUCAAUAGUGUAAAUAAUGUAAAUAGUAAUAAUAAUAAUAAUAAUAAUAAUAAUAAUAAUAUAAAUAAUACCAAUACCAAUGCCAAUACCAAUAAUAAUAAUAAUGGUACUAGUCGUAGUAAUAGUGGCAAUAUAAAUAAUCAUAACAACAAUGAUAAAACAACAUCUUCAUCCACUCAUUCAUCGUCAUCAAGUGAUGCAUCAUAUUGGAAAAACAUUGCAUCCAAAUUCCAAACUCGUUUAAGAAAUGUUGAGGCCGCAUUGAAUGGAGAAUUUGAUAAAAAACCAAAAGAACAAGCAUUAAAAGCUGAAGAUAUUGCAUUAGUUGUUAGAAAUGAGUUAUUAAGAAGUAUGAAGAGCAAUCAACAGCAACCACCACAACAACAACAACAACAACCACAACAAAUUGAAAACUUAGUGGAUCCACAAAUCCAACAACAAAAUCAAUUAACUCAACAAUUACAACAAUUACAACAACAAUACCAACAAUUACAACAACAAAAUCAUCAAACACAACAACAAAACCAUCAAAUACAACAACAAAAUCAACAAUUGCAAAAUCAAAGUCAACAAUUACAACAACAAUUUAAAUUUGAACAACAAAGAAAUACUGAAAUUAAAUUGGAUUUGGAGAAAUCAAAGGAACAACAUCAAGCAGAACUUUGUAAAGCUUUGAAAAUGGUAGAUGAAUUUGAAAUGAAACACAAUGAAUCCCAAAAUAAAUUGGUUCAAUGGGAAAAAGAAAUUGGUUCAUUAAAAAUUCAACUCGAUGAGAGUAAACAAUAUGCUGAAAUCGUUAAAGUCUCCUUUGACAAGAGAAUGCAAAAGGAAAUGGAUGAACAUGAACAAGAAUUGGAUUUAACAAAGAAAAAACAUUUGAAAAAGCUUGAUGCUCUCUUUAAAGAGUUGGCACAAUGGAAAGAUUGUAGUAAAAGAUUAUUUGCAAAAAUUAAUAAUAGAGAUCAAAAUGAAUCAUUACCUAAUGAAACAAAUGUUUAUGAUGAUUUUGAUGAUGAUGAUGAUGAUGAUGAUGAUAAUAAUGAUGAUAAUAAUGAUGAUAAUGAUGAAAAAGAUAAUAAAAACAAUAGUAAUAAUAAUAAUAAUAAUAAUAAUAAUAAUAAUAAUAAUAAUAAUAAUAAUAAUAAUAAUAAUGAUAAUGAUAAUGAUAAUAAUGUAAAUAAUGAUACAACUUUAGAUCAAGAUAAAUCAAAAUGUAAUAGUCAAACAAAUGAAGAGGGCGAUAGUGAUAUUAGUAGUACAUUAAAUUCUAAUCAAAAUGAAGAAAGUAAACAAACCUCUACUCCCUAUCACCAUCAUCAAUUACAAGAUAGUAAUUUUUUAGAAGAUGAUAUUAAUACCUUUCCACUAUUAACUUCUGUUCCAACACAAAACCCUCAAGGUAUUCAAUACACUCAAGAAUUAUCAAAACUUUUUCAACCAAACCAAAUGGAUGUGAAUAAAUCAAUUUUCUCUUCUCAAACUAAUGAAGAAAUUCAAAAAAUUAUUAUCCAACUCGAAGGAGAUAUUAAUAAUUCACAACAACAAUAA
Dictyostelium discoideum AX4 is the source of this 3147-nucleotide messenger RNA. RefSeq names its product RmlC-like cupin family protein. Gene Ontology annotation, cellular component: extracellular region. NCBI's taxonomy places the organism in Eukaryota, Evosea, Eumycetozoa, Dictyosteliales, Dictyosteliaceae. The record is from RefSeq and is a predicted model, not a curated record. The coding region runs from base 1 to 3147 and encodes 1048 amino acids. The transcript has a single exon.